Molecule: messenger RNA, 2073 nt
Organism: Drosophila innubila
Lineage: Eukaryota; Metazoa; Arthropoda; Insecta; Diptera; Drosophilidae
Product: sphingomyelin phosphodiesterase
Exons: 4
Coding region: 42-2030 (662 amino acids)
Biological process (GO): ceramide biosynthetic process; sphingomyelin catabolic process
Cellular component (GO): lysosome
Molecular function (GO): acid sphingomyelin phosphodiesterase activity
Source: RefSeq, a predicted model, not a curated record
GGCCUGGAAACCGUUAGUUGCACUUGGAUCAGCGUCGUGCGAUGAGGUUACAGUGGAGUAUUGUGCUUCUGGGCGUGGCCGCCUUGAUGGCCAACACCUGGGCACAUCAUUUAGCCGGAGUGCCGAACAGUUUUACCACCGAUGAGCGUCUGACCGCAGCCAUUUCAGCCAGCGUGGCGGAAGAGAUUAGUCGUGAGUUUUCCAAGUACAUGGAAACGGGAGUGGAAUCACGUAGACUGAAGGAACUGGGUGCUGAGUUGCGUUGGAGUCACAGCCAGAAGGACAUAUUUACACAGUCCAUGACGGAACUGAGCUCAGCGGAUCAGUAUUUCACCUGCACAUUCUGUAGAGCCACAGUCAAGGUGAUCGCUCGCACCUUUACAGGUCCCGAUGGGGAGUUGACUGGACCCAAUCGGGAUGCGAAUGCCAAGAAGACGAUGCUCAGCCUUUGUGACUACUUCCACAUUCAGACGCAGAAUGUUUGCAGUGGUCUCUUCGAUCUCAAUUGGCCAAUUCUCGACUACAUCUUCAAUGAAACCAUCGCGGAGCCGAGCUCCAUUUGUGGCAUGUUGCCCAUUAGCAUUUGCCAGUUGGAUCAGGAGGAAUACAACCUCAACUUGACCAUCGUCGGUGAUAUUCCCCUGGAGUCCAACACGCAUACGGCUGAGAGGAGUGAUCAAGAUUUGCAGGUUCUUCACCUGACCGACAUUCACUACGAUCCUGAGUACAAGGUCGGCAGCUUGGCAGAUUGUGAUGAGCCCAUUUGUUGCCGGGAUGAGUUGCCCGGAGGUUCCUCUGCGUCGGGAGCUGGUUACUGGAGUGAUUACCGCAAUUGUGACACACCCAAGCACUUGAUCCUCAAUGCCUUCGGGCACAUUAAGAAGACACACAAGCUCGAUUGGAUCUAUCACACGGGCGAUGUUCCACCGCACAAUGUCUGGUCCACCACAAAACAGGGCAACAUGGAUAUGCUAACUGAAAUCGAUGAAUUACUCACCGAGCAUUUCCCUAAUGUUCCCGUCUAUUCCUGUCUGGGCAACCACGAGCCCCAUCCCACAAAUGUCUUUGGCAACAACGAGAUACCCGCUGAGCUGAGCAUUGAUUGGCUUUACGACCACGUCUGGAGUCUGUGGAAGAAGUUCCUCCCUAAGGAGGCUGAGGUCACCGUUCGUCGUGGUGGCUAUUACACGCACUCACCCAGUGCUGGUCAUCGUAUCAUUGCAUUAAACAGCAUGGAUUGCUAUCUCUUCAAUUGGUGGCUUUUCCACAAUGGCUCCAUUGUUCUCGAGCAGCUGCAAUGGUUCCAUGACACACUCUUGGCAGCUGAGAAGGCGGGAGAAAGAGUACAUGUCCUCUCUCACAUUCCCUCCGGCGAUGGCGACUGUUGGUCGGACUGGGCCAGGGAAUAUAAUCGUUUGUUGGCUCGAUUUAGCAAUACCAUCACGGGCAUCUUUAACGGACACACCCACAAGGAUGAGAUGAAUGUGCACUAUACGGAAACUGGAGCUGCUGUUGCCGUGUCCUGGAAUGGCGGCAGUUUGACCACCUACUCCGACAAGAAUCCCAACUAUCGGCUGUAUGAGCUCAAUCCACAGACCUGGCAGGUAGUCGACCAUCAGACCUGGAUAUUUAAUCUAACCGAGGCGAAUCUUCAGCCAGAUGUGUCGCCCAAGUGGUUUAAGGAGUACGAGUUCAGACAGCACUUCACCAGCAAUUUAAGUCCUGCUGGCAUUGACAAACUACUUGUGGAGAUGGCCGAAAAGCCGGACGUAUUACGCAAAUUUUGGCGGGUUAAGGUAACCUAUGCGGAUCCCAAGCUGAAUGCUGGCUGUGAUGACGAUUGCUUGAGCGGCACACUCUGCCGCAUUGCCACCAGCAACUUCAAGGACAGGAAGCGAUGCCGCGAACUGCAGGCCAUUCUCCGAGAGAGUCUGGAUAAUGAGAAAAAGGGUGAUGGUGCCGCCUCUUUGGUCGCCUACAGUUUCACCUCUUUGGUGGCUCUGUUUUGUGCUCUGCGCUAUUUGUUUUAAUUGAAAUGGCAACAGAGACGUCUGCUAAUCCACAGCUUAUCGC